Molecule: messenger RNA, 2150 nt
Organism: Rhinolophus ferrumequinum (greater horseshoe bat)
Lineage: Eukaryota; Metazoa; Chordata; Mammalia; Chiroptera; Rhinolophidae
Gene: HNF4A
Product: hepatocyte nuclear factor 4 alpha
Exons: 10
Coding region: 48-1472 (474 amino acids)
Biological process (GO): anatomical structure development; positive regulation of transcription by RNA polymerase II; cell differentiation
Cellular component (GO): nucleus
Molecular function (GO): nuclear steroid receptor activity; nuclear receptor activity; zinc ion binding
Source: RefSeq, a predicted model, not a curated record
AGUGGGCACCCUGGGCAGGGCGCGUGGCCGAGGUGUGGAGGGAGAGGAUGCGCCUCUCCAAAACCCUUGUGGACAUGGACAUGGCUGACUACAGCGCCGCGCUGGACCCCGCCUACACCACCCUGGAAUUUGAGAAUGUGCAGGUGUUGGCGAUGGGCAACGACACAUCCCCAUCAGAAGGUGCCAACCUCAACGCGACCAACAACCUGGGUCUCAGCGCCCUGUGCGCCAUCUGUGGGGACCGGGCCACAGGCAAACACUACGGUGCCUCAAGCUGUGAUGGCUGCAAGGGCUUCUUUCGGAGGAGCGUGAGAAAGAACCACAUGUACUCCUGCAGGUUUAGUCGGCAGUGCGUGGUGGACAAAGACAAGAGGAACCAGUGCCGCUACUGCAGGCUCAAGAAGUGCUUCCGGGCUGGCAUGAAGAAGGAAGCCGUCCAAAAUGAGCGGGACCGGAUCAGCACUCGCAGGUCAAGCUACGAGGACAGCAGCCUGCCCUCCAUCAAUGUGCUCCUGCAGGCCGAGGUCCUGUCCCAGCAGAUCACCUCCCCUGUCUCUGGGAUCAAUGGAGACAUUCGGGCCAAGAAGAUUGCCAGCAUUGCAGACGUGUGCGAGUCCAUGAAGGAGCAGCUGCUGGUGCUCGUCGAGUGGGCCAAGUACAUCCCGGCGUUCUGCGAGCUUCCCCUGGAUGACCAGGUGGCCCUGCUCAGAGCCCAUGCUGGCGAGCACCUGCUGCUUGGAGCCACCAAGCGAUCCAUGGUGUUCAAGGACGUUCUGCUGCUAGGCAAUGACUACAUCAUCCCGCGGCACUGCCCGGAGCUGGCAGAAAUGAGCCGAGUGUCCAUGCGCAUCCUCGAUGAGCUGGUGCUGCCUUUCCAGGAGCUGCAGAUCGAUGACAAUGAGUACGCCUGCCUCAAAGCCAUCAUCUUCUUUGACCCAGAUGCCAAGGGGUUGAGCGACCCAGGCAAGAUCAAGCGGCUGCGCUCGCAGGUGCAGGUGAGCUUGGAGGACUACAUCAACGACCGCCAGUACGACUCGCGGGGCCGUUUCGGCGAGCUGCUGCUGCUGCUCCCCACCCUGCAGAGCAUCACCUGGCAGAUGAUCGAGCAGAUCCAGUUCAUCAAGCUCUUCGGCAUGGCCAAGAUCGACAACCUGCUGCAGGAGAUGCUGCUGGGAGGCUCCUCCAGUGAUGCAAAUCAUGCCCAUCACCCCCUGCACCCCCACCUGAUGCAGGAACACAUGGCCACCAAUGUCAUCGUUGCCAACACGAUGCCUGCCCACCUCAGCAAUGGACAGAUGUGUGAGUGGCCCCGACCCAGGGGGCAGGCAGCCACCCCUGAGACUCCACAGCCCUCACCGCCAGGUGGCUCGGGGUCUGAGCCCUACAAGCUCCUGCCAGGAGCCAUCACCACAAUUGUCAAGCCCCCUUCUGCCAUCCCCCAGCUGACCAUCACCAAGCAAGAAGUCAUCUAGCAAGCCGCUGGGGGUCAGGGGCUCUGCUGGCCCCCCAGCCCCCUCCGAGAGCCCCUGGAUGGUCACUUGGUCAGAGUGAAGGAAGCUGUGACAACAGGACCAGUCCCAGAGCAGCAAUGGAAGGGGCAGAGGGCCCAGGAACUUGGGCUGCAGGCCACAUCCCAUUGCCACCCUCUACCCCUGCUCUGGAUCAGGGGGCUUUAACUUUGGGAGACCCCAUGUGGAAAAUCCUCUGCUGCCCUGGACAACUUUUCUCUUGCUGAAGCCAUUGCCUUCCCCUUCAUCCAUAUCUACCCCCAACUUUUUCACCCCCAAAAGACUGCUGCCUGGAGGCAACAUGAGACCUUACUUAAAUACAACUCCCUUCCCUCUCAGACUGGUUCUUCUUCUCUCCUCGUGCUCCAUAGUGUCCAGACACAGAGGGCCCUUUGAGGCUGGGUCAGAUCGUGACCCUUACUGCCCCUGUUCUGCUGCCCCAGCCUCCAACGCUCCUCUCCACCUGCCACAGUCACCUUCUUCCGCCAUUUUAGUUUCUCAAAGCCGCCUGUCCAGAAGCUGAGGAAGACUUGGAAACAAUCCCCCCAGUCAUUCUGGGAACAUUUUUAAAGCACUGACUGGGGCUAGGCACUGUGUAGGAGAUUGUUGAGAAGAAAGACACAUUUCUCCUCUGACCACAGC